AUGGACGUCGCAGCAGCGGCUGACGAGCGCACGGCGUGCCGGCCGAGAGCAGCGCCACCAUCGGCAACAUCUGCAGCACUGAACGCACGCCAGCGAAGCAGUAGUUUCGGCCACCAGCGCUCGUGGCGUCCAGAGAGCGGCUUUGCCUGCAAGUACCAGGCCGAGCUCGAGUCCAAGCGCUUCGACCGGGAGCGGCAGAUGCAGCAGAUACAAGAGAAGGCACUGCGCGGGGCGAGGAUGGACCGAGGACCAGCACCCGAUGACCGCGUGGUUGUGGAGGGAGAGGAGUGGAAGACGGUGGUGUCCCACGGCCGACGCGCGCGAUCAGAGCGCAGGACGCCCCACACGCCCGCUACGGUGUUCCUGUCGCUGCCACGCGACCCGCCAGCACUCGGGAUCAGCCGUUCCCUGGAGGUUCCAGUACGUACUGUAGCAGUGACAAGUGGCCGGUCGCUGAGUCAAGAUGAAAUGGAGGCAGCGGAUGUCGCGAGGCGAAAGCGGAGGCAGCAGAGACGGCAAAAGACGCUGUUGCAGCGAGGGCAAGCUGGCAUGGAGCCUGUGGAUGGCGUGCCCCAUCCGUCGUUCCUGGGGAAAGUCAUGUUUGCACGGCGCAGCAGCUUGCAGCGACUUGCCGACACAAUGUGCGUGGACAAUGCGGUUGGCGUGCAUUGCGAAAGCCAGUCGAGCGUCGUUGUGGAGCACCACGGCACUUGCAGUCGACGAAGUUACUCGAUGAAGGAACGCACGCGGAAAACAAAGAGCGUAUCGUCCAUGGCAGCGCAUGACGACUGUGCUAAACCGUGCCACUACUACCAGAGCGAAAGCGCCGACUCGAGCCCGCGCGGACACGGAGAGUACGCUGGCAAUCGACCGAACCGACAGCUUUUUACGAAGCUGGACUCGCCACGGUCGCCUCGCUCGGGCUCGGAUUCACACGGAUCGCCGCGUCCGAGAAAAUGUGGGGACAAGCGCGAUUUCUUCUUUCGCAAUCUGGACUACGAGGUCCGGAAUCAGCUGCUGGUUGAUGAAGUGGCCGAGUUCAGCGUGACAGAUUUUGACAUGGCGACAAAGAUCUCUCAGGCCGUAUUGGAUCUGUUUCUUGCUCCACUAAAAGACGACGUCACGCCAGAGAGCGGGGACGACGAUCAGGAUGCAAGCACGUUGACUGCAGCAGAGCGCAAGAAAUACCCGCUCGUGGUGACCGAUGGCACGGCGUGCGUCGGAGGCAACGUGCUGUCGUUCUGUGACUUUUUCACGCACGUGAACGCCGUAGAAAAUGACUUCACGCGCGUAGAGAUGUUGCGACACAAUUUGCAGGUCCUGAACAAGACGAAUGCCACGUGCAUGCACGCGAAUUACCUCGACGUGAUGCUGGAGCUGCAGCAGGAUGUGGUGUUUCUCGAUCCGCCGUGGGGCGGCCCGGAGUACAAGGAUCUCGACGAGGUGGACCUUUUUCUCGGUGGCUUCCCGCUGCACGAGAUCUGCACGCAGCUGCAAGCGCACACCAAGUGCGUGGUGCUGAAGGUACCGAGCAACUUUAACGACGCAAAGUUCACGCAACACGUUCCAGGUACGGUCGUGAUCCGCCGUGAUUUGAAAAAGAUGCACCUCGUGCUGCUGGACUUUCGGUCGCCAGCGAGAGCAGUGCCCGCUCCAUUGUGA
Messenger RNA from Hyaloperonospora brassicae, 1662 nucleotides. The record is from the annotation of a GenBank genome assembly. Lineage: Eukaryota; Oomycota; Peronosporomycetes; Peronosporales; Peronosporaceae.